Messenger RNA from Cornus florida, 1748 nucleotides. Its product is annotated as omega-3 fatty acid desaturase, endoplasmic reticulum-like. Gene Ontology annotation, molecular function: oxidoreductase activity, acting on paired donors, with oxidation of a pair of donors resulting in the reduction of molecular oxygen to two molecules of water. Gene Ontology annotation, biological process: lipid metabolic process. NCBI's taxonomy places the organism in Eukaryota, Viridiplantae, Streptophyta, Magnoliopsida, Cornales, Cornaceae. Bases 150 to 1454 code for a protein of 434 amino acids. The record is from RefSeq and is a predicted model, not a curated record. The transcript is spliced from 9 exons.
UAGCUGCCCAAGAUUGAGAGGAGGAGCCAAAUGCCCUAAUCAGGUUUGGCCCCGAGUGUCCAAACUUUAUAAAGGCGAGGCUGCUGUUAGAUUCAUUUAUGUAGAGAGAGAGAGAGAGAGAGAGAGAGGUAGAGGAGAGAGAAGAAGAAAUGUUGAUGGGAUCCAAAGAAGGAUCCUCAUGGAGCACUACUACUACUGACUUUGAGAUGAGCCAAGAUUUUAGCCGUCCUCCGGUCUUCUUCUCGAAUUGGUCUGCCGAUGAAGAUGGUGGACUUAGUAAGGAUGUUUCGGGUUUAAUGGCGCGGUCUAUUAAUGGUGAGAAGAGAGAAGGAAUGGCCAUCAAUGGAGGUAAUAAGGCCAUCAAUGGAGGAGAAUUCGACCCAAGUGCGCCGCCUCCAUUCAAGAUUGCUGAUGUUCGAGCUGCUAUUCCCAAGCAUUGUUGGGUCAAGAACCCAUGGCGGUCUCUGAGCUAUGUUGUGAGGGAUGCUAUUGUAGUUUUUGGUCUGAUGGCAAUGACAAUUUACUUGGACAGUUGGGUUUUUUGGCCUCUGUAUUGGGCUGCUCAGGGGACUAUGUUUUGGGCAUUGUUUGUUCUUGGUCAUGAUUGUGGCCAUGGAAGCUUUUCUGACAAUCCCAAGCUGAACAAUGUUGUGGGACAUGUCUUGCAUUCUUCAAUUCUUGUACCUUACCAUGGAUGGAGAAUCAGCCAUAGAACUCACCAUCAGAACCAUGGACACGUUGAAAAUGAUGAAUCUUGGGUGCCGAUACCUGAGAAAGUAUUCAAAAAUUUGGAUGAUGCUACCAAAACCUUGAGAUUCACAAUUCCAUUUCCCAUGUUUGCAUACCCUUUGUACCUGUGGUCAAGGGGUCCGGGGAAGGAUGGUUCUCACUUCAACCCUUACAGCAACUUGUUCCAACCCAGUGAGAGGAAAUAUGUGAUUACUUCAACUGUAUGUUGGACUCUAAUGCUUGUUCUACUUGUCUACCUAUCCACCAUAAUAGGGGUAGUUCAAUUGAUGAAGCUCUAUGGCAUUCCCUACGUGAUUUUUGUAAUGUGGCUGGAUUUUGUUACCUACCUGCAUCACCACGGCCACGAGCAGAAACUUCCUUGGUACCGUGGCAAGGAAUGGAGUUAUCUUAGGGGAGGGCUUACAACAGUUGACCGUGAUUACGGAAUGUUCAAUAACGUACACCAUGACAUUGGAACCCAUGUUAUACAUCAUCUAUUCCCUCAGAUCCCACACUAUCACUUAAUAGAAGCGACAAAAGCAGCUAGGCCAGUGCUUGGAAACUACUACCGAGAGCCCAAAAAAUCCGGGCUUAUUCCAUUUCACUUGAUCAGUAAUCUAGUAAGAAGCAUCAAGCAAGAUCACUACGUCAGCGAUACUGGAGAAAUUGUGUAUUAUCAGACCGAUCCUCAAUUGUAUGGUUCUAAACAGAGCAAGAGAGAGUGAUUUUUGAAGUUUUGAUCAAUUAGCAGGGGAAGUAGUCCAGCAAUAGUGACACCAAUCUUGCCUAACUACGAAAAUUAGUAAAGAUUAUGUUGCUCUCAGUAUGUAGGUUGUUUCUAUGCCUGCAAAAUAAUGUCCUCUCUUCACUCCGGGAUAAAGAACUGUUGUAGUUUGUAGUCAUGUUGUUAUGAUAUCUUAAGCUUUAUGUGUCUGCUGAGGACAGAGAGAUUAUCCUUAAGCAAAGCUAUGUCUAUUUUUUUCAAUUGAAGUCUUUAUAGAAUAAAAAUUUUGCCCAAA